UUGUCAGACACAACAUCCUCCUGCUUCAGAUAAUAUAGAGCAGGAUUAAGUCAACAAAUAUGUAUUCUAUAUAAUGUUCAUUUUAUAGAUGUAGACAUGUAACUAUAUAUGGAAAUGAUGCUCAAGAUAUGCCUAUUAUAAUGGAGGAAUUAUGUAGCGGCACUGCAAAAUUACAGAAACAUCUGGCAGUGCUCUGGCAGUCGUUUACCGUUUACUUUCUUUGUUUCUGUAAACAAGCUUUCAUGGCCUUCACAAGGCCCGAUCAAAGGCUUUUGGGGCGUCGCUGUGCCAGUUUCAAUAGAGGCCUUUGAUGUGGAAAUGAUCCUGUGAAUGUCGCCUCAGAAUCGUCCUGAGAUGCUCCAGAUCGAGCCGCUGCGCAGCCUUCUGGAGGACAAGUGGGACAGGUUUGCUUCCAAGUUAUUCUUGAUGAAUUUCCUGGUCUACCUGUCAUACCUGAGCAUCUUCACCUCUGUGGCCUUCUACAGGAAGGAAGGACAGCCACCUUUUCCCAUUGAAGAUGACCCGCUCGACUACAUUCGCUGCAUUGGCGAGCUCCUCAGUGUCCUUGGAGCUGCGUGGUUUUUCUAUAAAGCGUUAACUAUUUUCAAGAGGAACCCCCCAACCUUCAAAGCUCUGUACAUGAAUGGAUUAAUUGACAUUCUAUUUUUCCUGCAGGCGACGCUCCUCCUGAUCUGCACAGUGUUGUACUUCUGUGGGUUGAGAGAGUUCGUUGGACUCCUCGUGCUGUCGCUGGCUCUGGCCUGGAUCAAUGUUCUUUACUACUCAAGAGGCUUUAAACAACUGGGGAUGUACAGUGUCAUGAUGGAAAGAAUGAUCCUGGGUGACCUACUACAUUUUUUGUGUGUCUAUGGUGUAUUCCUUUUUGGCUUUUCUGCUGCUAUUGUAACCCUCAUAGAAGACUCUCCUGCAGCUCAUGAAAAGCUUCCUGAUGGCACUCCGGCACGUGGGAGGAGCUUUGAUGAUGAGCCGUUUGAGUGCAAGAAGCCAAGUUACAACGACCUCCGUUUCACAACGCUGGAGUUGAUGAAGUUCACUAUCGGAAUGGGAGACCUGGAGUUCACGGACCACGUUCAGUGCAAGGAAGUGUUCUACAUCUUGCUCAUCAUGUACAUAGUGCUCACUUACAUCCUGCUGCUCAACAUGCUCAUAGCCGUGAUGGGCAACACGGUUGAAAGAAUCUCCAAAGAAAGCGAAAACAUCUGGAACCUGCAGCGGGCCUUUACAAUUCUGGACAUGGAGAGGACUCUGCCGAGGUGCCUGAAGAGUAAGCUGUACUCCACGCUGUCGAAAAUAGUGUGUUUCAAAGACGAGCAGGGAGAGAGUCGAAGGUUCUUCAGGGUGGACGAAAUGAACUGGAGACAAUGGAGGUCAGAUGUUGGUUAUGUCCACGAGGAAGACCCCGGGGAAAGCAUGAUGAAGUCACAGCCCCCCAACCAAACUGCUGGGAUUCUGUGGAGGCCAAAUCCAGUCUUUGAGAGGAUCGGUGCUAGACAUCGCCAACAAACGCACACCACUUGUGUUUAGGUUCAGCACAACAUCCAAACCCAGAUCCAUUACAGUUACAAGUCUGAACUUUCACAUUCAGGGGAGCAUUUGCAGCCACAAUGGUCCCUUCCUUCUUAAAAAUGUUUUGUAUGCCAUGUCCACUUCAGAAAAACAUUAGUCUGUCUGUACUGUAUAUACUGUCAGAAUUAUACCUGUAGGAACACUAAUGCUCUUGUUUUGAAUGUCUUGGCUGAUAACAGAAAACAGGUUGAUCUUGACCAUAUGAAUGUGUUUGUAACAAAGACAGUCUCCCGUAAAAGCUCCGUGUUUGCAAACUUUAUUUUGGUUAGGGGGAAUGUUUGUGCAAGACAUUUUUAUUCCUGAAGGUUAGGCAAAACUGGAAUAUCACAUUUUCACAAAGUAGAGAAAGUAAGCCCCCCCUCCUCCACCACCGUUCACAACAGGAUACAUCUUCAAUUGAUCAAAGACAAUCGGAUUAAUCAGAGUAAAAAUCAAUCUAGAGGGUCGUCUCAUACCUGUGUCCCAAUAGAUAUUGCCAUCAAGUCGGCUAGAUGAGAUUCUUACACGUCCACGUGUACUGUGUGAUAAUAGUGUGAAAGGAAUCACAGAACAUGCAAAGUUCCAGGUAGAACAUCUGAAUCUGUCUUGGCCGAAACAAAAUUGGGGUGCACUGUGCAGAGAGGAACCACUCACUCUAGAUUUAUUUUUAACACUCCGUUCACAUCUUUACUUCACAAGAUUUUCUUUAAGCGUGACAAACGAGGGCAGCGGCUCUGCUUUAUGUCACCGGGUUGCUGCUCAGUACGGUCAGAACAUCAGUUCCCGAUACAAACUCGCCGAGGCUUUUAGGCCGGGGUGGUUACAGAGAAGGGACGCUUGGUCACUUUGGUCAGUGAGUCAGCAGCAAACAGUUCACACAUCCUGACGGCGUCGAGGAGUCGUGGCACACUUCAGGACUUCUAGUCCAUGACACAGUAUCAGUAGUUAUAACUAAGUAGCUUGGUCCCCCGUCAGAGAUUAACUUUGUGCGCGUUGUCGGCGCGCACACACCUGUGUGCAAGUACCCAAGCUUAACAUACACACACAAGCACCCAUUCCCACAUUUCUCCAUACUAAGCCCAGUGGAGGCACUUCAUAUGAAACUGUAGAACCUGACUAUGUCGGGCUGUAACGAGGCAGUUCAAAAAUAAACCGGGCAGGCCUGUCGGAUCGAUUAGUGUUGAUUUAAGGUUGAGAAACCCACACGGGCCUGCAAUGCAGUGGGUCAAACUCCUGAAAAUCACUGCCAUUCUGAGUCCUAGUCAGUUAUUACAUAGAUUUGGAAUAAAGAAUAGACCAAAUCUUCACCAUGCGUCCACCCCAUGAAUAGGAACUUAUUUUCACUGAUACAGCCCAUACACAUUACUAUUCACACACACACACACAAAUCAUACUAGUGUGUUCAGAUUAAAAGUCUAUAGCAGCUUUAAGGGGCAGGCACAUCAAAAAUGAGAACCAGGAAAGAAAACUGCCAUUAAGUAUAAAGACCAAAACACAGAAAAGCUACGGCUCGCAUCUAAGCUGUCUCUCUUUCUGCAGACGGCGGAUCAGCAGCUCUUCCUCCCUUUUGACCUGUACUGUGUGUUUCUGAGCACAAAUCAGAGAACGGAGAACAAAGCAAAGAAAAGCUCAGCGCUGGGAAAGACGUCAGAUUAACGGACAAUUCAGC
Molecule: messenger RNA, 3235 nt
Organism: Anarrhichthys ocellatus (wolf-eel)
Lineage: Eukaryota; Metazoa; Chordata; Actinopteri; Perciformes; Anarhichadidae
Product: transient receptor potential cation channel subfamily V member 1-like
Exons: 9
Coding region: 331-1545 (404 amino acids)
Biological process (GO): calcium ion import across plasma membrane
Cellular component (GO): plasma membrane
Molecular function (GO): calcium channel activity
Source: RefSeq, a predicted model, not a curated record